This is a messenger RNA of Hordeum vulgare subsp. vulgare (domesticated barley), 1653 nucleotides long. Its product is annotated as serine--tRNA ligase-like. Gene Ontology annotation, molecular function: ATP binding; tRNA binding; serine-tRNA ligase activity. Gene Ontology annotation, biological process: seryl-tRNA aminoacylation. The record is from RefSeq and is a predicted model, not a curated record. The transcript is spliced from 10 exons. Gene Ontology annotation, cellular component: cytosol. The coding region runs from base 119 to 1492 and encodes 457 amino acids. NCBI's taxonomy places the organism in Eukaryota, Viridiplantae, Streptophyta, Magnoliopsida, Poales, Poaceae.
GUCAGAAGAACCCUCCCAGUCUCCGCCUUCCGCCGCCGCCGCCACUCGCAGCGCAGCCGCCUCGGCCCCGUCGAGCUCGUCCGCGGAGAAGGUGGCCUAGCCGCGGCCGCACGAGAAGAUGCUCGACAUCAACCUCUUCCGCAAGGAGAAGGGCGGCGACCCUGAGCUCGUCCGCCAGUCGCAGCGCAGCCGCUUCGCCCCCGUCGAGCUCGUCGACGAGGUCAUCGUCCUCGACGAGGCCUGGCGCCAGAGGCAGUUCGAGCUCGACAAGAUCCGGCAGGAGCUCAACAAAACCAGCAAGGAGAUCGGCAAGCUCAAGGCCAAAAAGCAGGAUGCGACGGAGCUGAUACAGAGCACGGAGGAGAUUAAGAAGAGGCUGGCCGCCAAGGAGACUGAGGUGCAGGAGGCCAAGACCACCCUCGAUGUCAAGCUCGUUACCAUCGGCAACCUUGUGCAUGAAUCUGUGCCCAUCAGCAACGACGAGGCGAACAAUGCUAUUGUGCGGACAUGGGGAGAGAAAAGAUUGGAGGAGAACUUGAAGAAUCAUGUGGAUCUUUGCAUAAUGCUUGACAUCGUAUCUUUGGAUAAGGGUGCUGAUGUCGCUGGUGGAAGAGGUUUCUUUUUGAAAGGCGACGGUGUCCUCCUGAACCAGGCGUUGAUAAAUUUUGGGCUAUCAUUCCUGAGAAAACGAGACUUUACACCAAUGCAAACUCCUUUUUUCAUGAGAAAGGAAAUCAUGGCAAAAUGUGCCCAGUUGGCCCAAUUUGAUGAGGAGCUCUACAAAGUAACAGGUGACGGAGAGGAUAAGUAUCUCAUAGCAACAUCGGAGCAACCGCUAUGUGCUUAUCAUCUAGGUGAUCGAAUUUAUCCUGCAGAUUUGCCGAUCAGAUAUGCUGGGUUCUCCACGUGCUUCCGGAAAGAAGCUGGUUCACACGGGAGGGACACAGCUGGCAUCUUCAGAGUCCACCAGUUUGAAAAGAUCGAGCAGUUCUGUGCCACAAAUCCAAAUGACAACGUAUCCUGGGAAAUGCAUGAGGAGAUGAUUAAAAAUGCAGAAGAUUUUUAUCAGGCGAUUGGGCUACCAUAUCAACUAGUGUCGAUUGUCUCUGGUGCUCUUAAUGAUGCUGCAGCUAAGAAGUAUGAUUUGGAAGCAUGGUUCCCUGCAUCAAAAACCUUCAGAGAACUAGUAUCCUGUUCAAAUUGCACUGAUUAUCAGGCAAGGAGACUUGGAAUAGGCUAUGGCCAGAAAAAGAAUGAUGAGCAAUCCAAGCAGUUUGUUCAUAUGCUGAACUCUACGCUGACUGCAACUGAGAGGACCCUAUGCUGUAUUCUGGAGAACUACCAGCGGGAGGGUGGUGUUGAGGUGCCAGUGGUGUUGCGGCCAUUCAUGCUUGGAAUAGAUUUCCUUCCUUUCAAGCGGCCUCUUGAUAGCAAACAAGCUGCUGCUGACUCCAAGCCCAACAAGUCUAAACCAAAGGGAAAUGCGGCUUGAGCUGCAAGAGGAGUGAACUGAAAAUUGUUUCCAGGCAGAUAAUGAUGCAUCCUUCCUUUUUAUUAAUUUCUGAGUCGUCUGUAGCAUGAUGAUGAUUUGGUGUCCCAUUUUGGAUGUUUUGGUUACAAAGUAUUGCAAUCAAGGACACUAUUUACUGCAAA